Messenger RNA from Vicia faba (fava bean), 978 nucleotides. NCBI's taxonomy places the organism in Eukaryota, Viridiplantae, Streptophyta, Magnoliopsida, Fabales, Fabaceae. The record is from the annotation of a GenBank genome assembly.
AUGCAUGUUCAAUUCGGUCUGAGAUCAUUUGCUUCUUUACCCUUCACAACAAGGUUCUUCUUGAUUCCGUUUUUUCCAAUCGCUGUGAUAGUUUUGAUACUGAUGUGGCUUUGGUCCAAGACUUUUCUUGUUUCUUUCUACUACCUUAAGGGGAGACUGCAUCAAACAUGGGUUGUCCCUAGGUGUGGCUUUCAGUAUUUCUUACCAUUUGCUACCGAGGGUAUCAACAAGCAUAUUGAGAAUGCUAUCCUCACGGCAGAUAAAAUUGGUGUUAAAGUCAUAAGCUUGGCUGCUUUGAAUAAGAAUGAAUCUCUAAAUGGUGGAGGAAAACUGUAUGUGGACAAGAACCCAAAUCUUGGAGUUCGAGUUGUUCAUGGCAACACUUUAACAGCGGCUGUGAUCUUAGAUGAAAUCCCCAAAGAUGUUAAAGAGGUUUUCCUUACUGGUGCAACUUCCAAGCUUGGAAGAGCAAUUGCUCUCUACCUCUGCAGAAACAAAGUCAAAGUGCUGAUGUUAACACUAUCAACGGAAAGAUUUCAGAAGAUUCAAAAGGAAGCACCACAAGAAUACCAAAGUUACCUAGUUCAAGUCACAAAAUACCAAGCAGCACAGCACUGCAAGACGUGGAUUGUUGGCAAGUGGAUCACUGCAAGAGAGCAAAAAUUGGCGCCAAGCGGAACACAUUUCCACCAAUUUGUUGUGCCACCAAUAUGUGCAUUUAGAAAAGAUUGCACUUAUGGUGAUCUAGCAGCAAUGAGAUUGCCGGAGGAUGUGCAAGGUCUUGGGUGUUGUGAGUACACAAUGGAUAGAGGAGUUAUUCACGCAUGUCAUGCAGGAGGAGUUGUGCAUAGUCUUGAGGGUUGGACUCAUCAUGAAGUUGGAGCCAUUGAUGUUGAUAGGAUCGAUGUUGUUUGGAAAGCAGCACUCAAACAUGGUCUCACACCUUUGUCUUCGGGAUCUACUGCAAAACCAAAUUAA